Messenger RNA from Sander lucioperca (pikeperch), 1322 nucleotides. Its product is annotated as sodium/potassium-transporting ATPase subunit beta-2-like. The transcript is spliced from 9 exons. Gene Ontology annotation, cellular component: sodium:potassium-exchanging ATPase complex. Gene Ontology annotation, molecular function: ATPase activator activity. The record is from RefSeq and is a predicted model, not a curated record. Bases 281 to 1183 code for a protein of 300 amino acids. NCBI's taxonomy places the organism in Eukaryota, Metazoa, Chordata, Actinopteri, Perciformes, Percidae. Gene Ontology annotation, biological process: intracellular potassium ion homeostasis; potassium ion import across plasma membrane; intracellular sodium ion homeostasis.
UCUCUCUCUCUCUCUCUCUCUCUCUCUCUCUCUCUCUCUCUCUCUCUCUCCGGUAAUCGUCGGUCCUGUCCCGCACGGAUCCAUUUUAACCCGGACUAUCGGAGCAGCAGCAGCAGCAGAAGAGGCGGGAGCUCGCGUCGUCACAGCAGCAGCGGGAACAUCGCGCGCCAUCAUCUGAGCCUUGAGCGUCAGAGACCCAGAGACGACUCCAUCUUCUCCUCCGUCUUCUCCUCCGUCGUCUCCUCCUGUUCUUCCUGCUGUUCCUGCUCUGGUCGCCACCAUGUCCGGGACCAAGGCCGAGGAGCGGAAGGGCUCCAGCAGCGAGUGGAGAGACGCCUUCUGGAACCCGAGGACCCACGAGCUCCUGGGCCGGACCGCGUCCAGCUGGGGUCUGAUCCUGCUGUUCUACCUGGUCUUCUACCUGUUCCUGGCUGGGAUGUUUGUUCUGACCAUGUACAUCAUGCUGCUCACACUGGACGACUACAAACCCACCUGGCAGGACCGCCUCGCUACACCAGGGAUGAUGAUUCAUCCAAAAGGAGAUCAGCUGGAGAUCACGUUCUCCGUGUCAGAGACAGAGAGCUGGGACAGAUUCACCCAGACCCUCAACACCUUCCUGUCCCCGUAUAACGACAGUUAUCAGGUUCAGAUGAAUGAUAACUGUCCUCCAGAUCAAUUCUUCAUUCAAGAGGACAGUGGAGAGGUCAGGAAUAACCCAAAGCGUUCCUGUCAGUUUAACCGCUCCAUGUUGGAGGAGUGCGCUGGGAUUUCAGACCGUUUCUAUGGUUACAGCAGAGGUCAGCCCUGCGUCCUCAUCAAACUCAACAGGGUGAUCGGCAUGUUGCCGGGGAAGAACGGUCAAUCUCCUUAUGUCACCUGUGGAGCCAAGCGGUACAGAGUGGAGAAGGAGAGAGAUGAGUGGAGGGAGGAUGGUGAUAAGCUGGGACCUCUGGCGUAUUAUCCUCCUAACGGGACCUUUAACCUCAUGUACUACCCGUACUACGGCAAGAAGGCUCAGGUGAACUACACCCAGCCUCUGGUAGCCGUGAAGUUCCUGAACGCCUCUGUGAACACGGACAUCAACGUGGAGUGUAAGAUCAACUCCAACACUCUGGAGGCUGGCAGCGAGAGAGACAAGUUCGCUGGACGGGUCUCCUUCAAGCUACGGAUCAACCACACAUAGAGAGACACACACACACACACACACACACACACAGAGACACAUACAGAGACACGCACACACACACACACACACACACACACACACAUAGAGACACACACACACAUAGAGAGACACACACACACACACACACACACACACA